Andrographis paniculata is the source of this 1211-nucleotide messenger RNA. RefSeq lists its product as uncharacterized. Bases 63 to 941 code for a protein of 292 amino acids. Gene Ontology annotation, molecular function: translation initiation factor activity; RNA binding. NCBI's taxonomy places the organism in Eukaryota, Viridiplantae, Streptophyta, Magnoliopsida, Lamiales, Acanthaceae. Gene Ontology annotation, cellular component: eukaryotic translation initiation factor 3 complex; cytoplasm. The transcript has 2 exons. The record is from RefSeq and is a predicted model, not a curated record.
CCCUAGUUUUGCAUUCGACACCGACCGGAGAUCAGACCUCGAUUAAUCUGACUGGGAAGGCUAUGGCAGUGGAGGCGGCGACGCAACCUAGCAAGCUGAGGUGGGGAGAAUUGGAUGAAGACGAUGGGGAGGAUUUGGAUUUCCUGCUGCCGCCGAAGCAGGUGAUUGGACCCGACGAGAACGGGAUAAAGAAGGUCAUUGAGUACAAGUUCAACGACGAGGGGAACAAGGUGAAGAUCACCACCACCACUCGCAUACGGAAAUUGGCCAACGCUCGGCUCAGCAAGCGCGCUAUCGAGCGCCGUUCGUGGGGAAAGUUCGGCGACGCGGCGCACGAGGACGCUGGCAGUCGCCUUACCAUGGUUUCCACCGAAGAGAUUCUUAUGGAACGCCCAAGAGCACCUGGUACUAAAGCUGAGGAAGUCAAAGUAGCUGGAGAUCCACUGGCCCAAAUGGGUAAAGGAGGUGCUGUACUCAUGGUUUGCAGAACCUGUGGGAAGAAGGGCGAUCACUGGACAUCUAGGUGCCCUUACAAGGAUCUUACGCAGCCACCGGAGACCUUCAUCGACAAGCCACCGACAGAAACUGCCGCCGCAACAGGUUCCACCAAAUCUGCCUACGUACCCCCCAGCAUGAGGGGAGGAGCCAACACUGAGAGGACCGGCACCGACAUGAAGCGCAGGAACGAAGAGAACUCUGUUAGGGUUACAAAUCUCUCUGAAGACACCCGUGAACCCGACUUACUCGAGCUUUUCCGUCCUUUUGGCGCUGUCAGCAGAGUUUAUGUAGCUAUCGAUCAAAAGACUCAGAUGAGCAGAGGGUUCGGUUUUGUGAACUUUGUUAGCAGGGAAGAUGCCGAGAGAGCUAUAAACAAACUGAAUGGCUACGGAUACGACAAUCUUAUCCUUAGAGUCGAGUGGGCUGCGCCAAGAUCGAAUUAAUUCUUUUUUACCAGCCUAACAUUCCUCUUGUAUUUUUGCAGCUGCUUUCGAUUCUGGCUUGUUCCCGUCUUAUUGCAACCAAUAGCUGCGAAAGUGUAUUUGAGGCUGUCCAUAUUAUGUUGGAACUCUGUUGUCGACGACUUUCAACUGUCGGAUGGGAUCAUAAUGAUCAUUAUUACCGGCAGGUGAUGAUGAUUUUUGUUUUAUUACUUGAAUGGUGGAAUAUACUAAAGUAUUUGCUAUGAGUUGAAGUAUUGAUUUCCCUUGUUA